Molecule: messenger RNA, 645 nt
Organism: Haemonchus placei
Lineage: Eukaryota; Metazoa; Nematoda; Chromadorea; Rhabditida; Trichostrongylidae
Source: the annotation of a GenBank genome assembly
ACCAGGAGCGCAACUCCAGUAAAGCUUGAACACAAUCCCAGCUUGCUUUCAAUUCAAAGGAUCGUCAAUGUCACAGACUUCAUUGACGGGCUUAUCGGUGUUAUCGAAAAGGAUUCAUCGCGAAAGACUACGGUUGAAGAUAAGGCUAUCUCGUCGGCUGUGCUACCGACGUUGCGACGGUCAUUCCCUCGCGACGCCAUCAAACCGUUGCCUUAUUACAAAAUCCUUACCGAUAUCGUGAACCCCGAAGUAUUCGAUCUAUUGGUAACAAUGUCAAAUCGGCGAGUCAGUAAUCCUCCAGAACUUACCAGCACAUUUUCCUUGUCCAACACCACCACUGACCUGAUAGCCUACUCAAAUGCUCCCACAACCGACAGCAUCAAUAGUAUCGGUUGUAACCACCAGUUCACUAUCCCCAGUCAGCCGAUGAGACCUCAGACGUUGGGAUUCUCAGCGAAGUUGCCACUGACAAUGACGAAAUCAAUCGAAGAUAUGCUUCGUCCGCCAGGAAUGAAUGAGGAUUCGACAAUUCUCAAUCGACCUUUGUCUGGGGAUUGGGCUGAUGGAGUUCGAUUAACCCCAAUGUUCAAUAGGGACGUUGUGGCCCAGUUCUUCCCCGAACUGUCUGAGAAUCCAGUGAUUUGA